AUGAUUGUAAUAGCAUACAAAAUGGUGUAUCCAAUAGCAAUGAACCAAGCUCAACAACGACAACAAAUGAUCAAGUUGAAAAUUCCACAAUUAUAUCAAUGUACACAAUUGAAAAAUAAAUGUUUAGAAGCUAAACUAUUUACUGGAAAUCAAGAAGAACCAAACAUUCAUCCAAGCUAUAAAUUUAUCUGUGAACAACAACAAGUUGAUUCAAUAUUUAUUGAUGUUGGUCAAUAUGAUAUUACGUAA
This is a messenger RNA of Rotaria sp. Silwood2, 249 nucleotides long. The record is from the annotation of a GenBank genome assembly. Lineage: Eukaryota; Metazoa; Rotifera; Eurotatoria; Philodinida; Philodinidae.